Nilaparvata lugens (brown planthopper) is the source of this 2515-nucleotide messenger RNA. RefSeq lists its product as uncharacterized. Bases 1 to 705 code for a protein of 234 amino acids. NCBI's taxonomy places the organism in Eukaryota, Metazoa, Arthropoda, Insecta, Hemiptera, Delphacidae. The record is from RefSeq and is a predicted model, not a curated record. Gene Ontology annotation, cellular component: cytosol. Gene Ontology annotation, biological process: protein O-linked glycosylation via mannose. The transcript is spliced from 4 exons. Gene Ontology annotation, molecular function: D-ribitol-5-phosphate cytidylyltransferase activity.
AUGACGUUGGAUGCCAAGCUUAGGUGGAAGUACAUAAUAAAGAAGAAAAGAGAACAGCUUGGCUGGCAUCAAAUUCAAUGUACUGAUGAAGAAUUGGAUUGUGGAACGGAAUGCCUCCAGCUUGUGCUGAAACAUGCAGGUACUCGAGCAAAACUCAUCAAUGGACCAGAAGAGUUGUGGAAAGUCACACAUAAGAAGGAUUUGUUCACUGCCAACUGUUGUUUGAGAGAGAGGAGCAACGGGGUGUGCAUAAUCUCUGAGCAGCAAACUGCAUCGAGCAAAAUGUUGGAGGAGAGUCUAUCGGACAAAGUGUUGCGCAUCAAACGCGUGGACAGUGUUGCCGAGCACUCGUCUCCCUCCACCGACCACAAUCAGGCCACCUUCAACACUGUCAUUAUAUUCCACAUGCACGAAAUACAACAGGACGAGCAUCUACUCGAUUUUGCCUCACUGUUGGAUGUCGAUAAGAAUGGCUUAAUCGUGCACAUAAUUGACAACGCUCGAGUAGAUGGAAUGCAGAGUAUGUCAGUGUACAAUCUGCAUCGCAGCGGCAGAACGAUGGCGCACCAUUACGAGAAACUGCACAAAGGAGUGGUGGUGAUUCACUGUGUCUCCGCCAAUGAGGAGAGGCGUCUCAUCGAUCUUGUCUCCACUCUGGUGCAGGCAGAUCCAGCUACAUUCACCGGACAAACAUUCUUCUUGUGAACGUCCAGGUUUGCCCUCAACCCAACUCAACUUACCCUUUCGAUCAUAUUAGUUUUAUUUUUAUCAAUAAUUCAUCUAUACUACUGGAUAUUUGUUCAGUAGAGCCUUGGUUGAUUCAUUGAACGAGCGAAUUCUUACUUUUGACUUAAGGCCGAAAUCGUUGUCGGUCUUUGUGUUUGUCCGUAUGUUCUACAAUAACUCUUGAACGAUUUGAUCAAUCGGCUUCAAAUUUUGAACACAUUUUCUUCAACCCUUUUUACAUAUCAAAUCCGUUGGACAACAAAAUGUACCGACUCAUUCGUCCUUUUUCAGAAAAGAAAAAGGAUAUGUCAUCAAUAUAAUAUAUGUAUAUGCUAUAGAAUAUAUGAGGGGUUAGAAUAAAAACUCUCAUAAUCCCAAAAGUCAAUUUUCAACAAAACUGGAAAAACUGUUCUGUUGAGCUAGUAUGCUAUAGUGUAUAGUGUAUGCUAUAGAAUAUUUAGGGGGCUAGAAUCAAAACUCAUAUAAUCCCAAAAGUUCAAAACUAAUGCUAUCAAUAUUAGUACUCCAUUAGAAUCUACAAUUAUCCUAUUAUGGGUUGAAAUAAACGAACAUGGAUUUGUUGAGUCGUUACUUUCCAAUAAAUUGAUAUUGCCAGAUGUACCUGGUUGAACAAUACUAUUAUUGAUGAGUGUCUCAUUAGAUUCUACAGUUAUUAUUUAUGACAAUUCUGGUGUUCCAUUGCUUUCAAAAACUUCUGUACUAUUGUUGGAUGGUCCUGGUUGGAAAAUAUUGUUAUCCAAAACAAUAACCUCACCAAAGUCAAUUUCAAUCAAUUUCCCAAUUUUAGCAGUCUCUUCUUCGGUUGUAAAGUUGGAAUCUGGAAAAGAUAAUUGAAAGAGAUGGUCUUGGAUCCAUAUUGUGUUGUAUGGGUAGAAGCAUCUAAAACUGUCGCCUUGUUGAUCAUAUCCAACAUUUUUGCCCCCUUGAAGUCAUUCUGAAACAAGUAAAUUGAACAAAAACUUUUUUAAUUGUCCAGUGUGCAAUAUCGUAAUUAAUUGAUCAGUAAUUUUCUAAAAUAGAUUGCAUUAGAUAAAUAACUUGUUCCAGCACAUCAAUACGUGUAUUAUUUAUCGUAUUAAGUAUUGUAUUAUUCAUAAAUGAGCUGAGUUAAUAUACCGGCUAUCUACUUCUUAAAAGGAAUAAUCUUAUUCUGUCAUGCAAGCACCAUUGAAAAAGGGAUAACUUUUGGCUAUAGAAGGAAUGAUCACAUCUAUAGCAAAUCAAAUCAAAUCAAGUUUAAUUCAAUGAUAUCACUUACAUGACAAAUUCCAUUAUACAAAUGAUAUUACAGAUCAUGAAUACAAUACUGUUCGCUUAAGAAAAAUCUUGUCUGCAAACAGGAGUGGAAUACAUUCAGAAUUCAACUAAAAAUGCUUAUCUAUAAACACAAAUAAAAAUACUAAUCUUAAUUAAAUUAAAUUAUCUUAAUAUUCAUCCCACUCACACACACACACACACACACACACACACACACACACACACACACACACACACACACACACACACACACACACACACACACACACACACACACACCAUGGAGAAAUCAUAAUUUAUUUAAAAAAUUUUGAAAGAAUUGAAACAAGUGACUGUCAAGGGUAGUGAUGUAAAAUGCCUGGGCAUUUAUAAGUCGGGGCAAAUGCCUGAUAUAAAUGCCCGGGCAAAUGCCCAAAACCCAUAAAUGCCCAGGCAUUUUGGGCAUUUAUCUCUUUUAAAGACAAAUUAAUAAUGUUUUAGCCAUUGUAUGUACAUAGAUGCAUUAUAUAUA